AUGUGUCUCGAAGAUGACUAUUUGAAAGUUUUAGAAGCACAGCGAAAAAACUUUGAAGCUCAAUUCUCUUCUCUCGAGGAGAUGGGGUUUAAGGACAUGCUGAAGCUGACGCUUAAAAAUAAAACAGAUAAUGCUUUGGAUGAAGUUUCGGAAUCUCCGAGCGAAUUCGAAGGUUUCAGUGAUAGUGAUGGAACCGAAAACUUGCUGAAGAAACAAGAAAAUCACUUAGCUGAGCAUACGAUUGUGAACAAAUCAGAAGAAACUGCACCAAAAGUUGUGAAAUUGAUUGAAGAUUCCACAGUAAAACCUCUUAUGUCCAAAGCAGAACAGAAGAUAUUGAAACUUGGAAGGGCUCCCACACUAACUGAGAUGCUGAGGAAACAAAGAGAAGUGAUGAAGUUGACAAAAAAGCAACAAGAACAAGCGAACAAGGAAGAUGACGAUAAUCUUGAGAAUGAUCUUAAGUUACAGAGAUUGCUUGAAGAAUCGCAUAUUCUAGCAAAUAAAGUAGAAUACUCAGGGGCUGACUUAACUUUGAAAACCAUAGAUAUAGAAGAACCAACCGGUAAAGCACGAAAAAGAGCACUUGAUUCCAGAAUUCGAAAAAUUGCAGCAACAAACUCUAAAACAGGAGGAUUACCUAAAACAUUAGAAUCGAUGCCUAUGACCAUGAGAAAGGGUAUGAUUGAUAGUAAACGAAAAAAAGCUGAAAGAUACGAGAAUGAAGCUAGAAAUGCUGGAAUUGUAUUAUCUAAGAUAAAAAAGGGUCAGAUAAGAAAUAUUAAUGCUGGAAAGGGAUCAACUAUGGACAGCGACAGGCUAGGGACGGUUUCAAAUAAAGCAAAGAGGAUACGUAAUAGAGGUCUCAAGAUUAACACUGUAGGUAAAUCGACGAAGAGGGGUUUGGUGAUAUCGCAAAAAGAAAUUGACAAAAUAAACGGGACAUUCAAAAAAGAAAAAAAUAGAAAGCGCAGAUAA
Messenger RNA from Priceomyces carsonii, 978 nucleotides. RefSeq lists its product as uncharacterized. The transcript has a single exon. The coding region runs from base 1 to 978 and encodes 325 amino acids. The record is from RefSeq and is a predicted model, not a curated record. Lineage: Eukaryota; Fungi; Ascomycota; Pichiomycetes; Serinales; Debaryomycetaceae. Gene Ontology annotation, biological process: maturation of SSU-rRNA from tricistronic rRNA transcript (SSU-rRNA, 5.8S rRNA, LSU-rRNA). Gene Ontology annotation, cellular component: nucleolus.